Molecule: messenger RNA, 339 nt
Organism: Protopterus annectens (West African lungfish)
Lineage: Eukaryota; Metazoa; Chordata; Ceratodontiformes; Protopteridae
Product: V-type proton ATPase 16 kDa proteolipid subunit-like
Exons: 1
Coding region: 1-339 (112 amino acids)
Biological process (GO): proton transmembrane transport
Cellular component (GO): proton-transporting V-type ATPase, V0 domain
Molecular function (GO): proton-transporting ATPase activity, rotational mechanism
Source: RefSeq, a predicted model, not a curated record
AUGAUUGAAUUAACGUGUGUAAUGGGCGCUUCAUCUGCUAUGGUAUUCAGCGCCUUGGGAGCUGCAUAUGGCACAGCAAAGAGUGGAACUGGUAUUGCUGCUAUGUCUGUUAUGAGGCCUGAACUCAUCAUGAAAUCCAUCAUUCCUGUUGUCAUGGCGGGUAUUAUUGCCAUUUAUGGCUUGGUGGUUGCAGUGCUUAUUGUCAAUUCUCUAACUCCUACUAUUUCACUGUUCAGGAGCUUCCUACAGUUGGGUGCUGGAUUGAGUGUGGGCCUCAGUGGCCUUGCAGCAGGAAUUGUAGGCGAUGCAGGUGUGAGAGGGAUGUAUGUAGGUGUUUAA